Apiotrichum porosum is the source of this 705-nucleotide messenger RNA. RefSeq lists its product as uncharacterized. The transcript has a single exon. Bases 1 to 705 code for a protein of 234 amino acids. The record is from RefSeq and is a predicted model, not a curated record. Lineage: Eukaryota; Fungi; Basidiomycota; Tremellomycetes; Trichosporonales; Trichosporonaceae.
AUGACGGCGGCAACGUGGUUGACCGAGAAUAGUGCCGUGGCAGGCGUGUUGCGCAAUGCCCGUGCAGCUCUUCUUAAGCGUGACGCGCUCGCACGACUUGCCGACCCCGCGGCCCGCGCCGCUGGCGGCGAGGCGAGGAAACUCAUUCGCGACGCUGGCCCGCGUAUCGACGCGCUUGCUGAGGCACUCGACACCCCGGCCGUGUCUAGCCUGGGUGACGGCGAGAGGCGUAGGCGUGAUGACCUUGUCGCCGCCUUGCGUACGGAGCACGCAAAUCUUCUUCGUCAAGCCGAGGCUGGUUACCGUCCCCCACGCAACAUGACGCCACCUCCCGAGGCCCGUGGCCCCGGAUCAUCGUCCUCAAGCAUGACUGCCUCGAUGCCGGGUGGCAUGCAGCAAUCGGCCUGGACGCCAGCGACCACGGGGGGACGCGUGUUCGGCAAGAAGGCCGCACCCCAGGAAACUGCGGAGACUCGUCCUCUCGACGAGCGCGGCCUCGUUCAACUUCAGCACACGGCCAUGGCGCAGCAGGACGAACAGCUCACCGCCCUCUCUGGUCUCCUUCACAAACAGCGUCGUAUGGGCGAGGAGAUUUCCGAAGAGAUUGCCGUCCAGAACGAGCUGCUCGAACAUCUCGACCAGGAUGUCACCCGUGUCGGCAGCAAGCUCGCCCGCACAAAGCGCGAUAUGAACCGUCUUGGCUAA